AUGGCCUUGCAGCAACCGACUCGCCAACCUGUGCAGCGGACCGCUGCCCCGGCAGCCGUGGGAGAGGAGAGUGUUGCCGUUGUACCAUCAAUUUCUGAACAAGCACCAGAAGAGUCGCAGGCCUGGGUGCUCUUCUCAGCCCCUACCGAGACCACAGCUACGUCUUAUCUCACAGAGUCAGAACACUCCCCAGAGACGCCCGGGCGGUCACGAUUGAGUGAUGUCGGUAGCCUGCAUACUGUGGCGAGAUCUGAAGCCUCACCUGUCGCCAGGCAACCCAUUUCAGUGUUUUCGGCAAUAGAUGACCAGUCUGUCGAUGACGACGCGGAGCUGGACAGCUUAGACAGCCACCUACCUGAAUUUCGCUCCGUACCUGGUCUGAACACUCCAUCACCGCGAGGCGGGCAGCAGUCUGCGCCGAUAUUUCCCUCUCAUGAUGGGCUGGGCUCGUUCCACCUAGGUCGGCCCGUCCUGGGUGCUGAGGCACAGGACCAGAUAUACCAGUUCGAGAAGUUCAACCCCCGCAAAGCUCGCCGGAGACUGGACAGCUUUGAGGACAACCGGAUCAAGCAGGACAAGGUCCAAACUGAACAAGACGAGAAAAGGCAGCGAAUCGAGGCAUGGCGCCUGGAGCAUAGCCGAGUCUUGCUGGACGAGAUUCAACGAGAGACGAAACGACAACGCAAGUCCUUGGCAUCGACGCACCGAUCCCGGCGUACUGCGGAUGCUGAAACAGACAAUCUGACAUGGCAUGAUGAAGACGCGUUCCAACCACACACGGAACAAGAGGGUUUUUUGGCGCGCAUCACACGUACCGUCGUCAAAGACAUUCUAGGCAUCGACGAUAACAUGCUGUCAAUCCUCUUGGGCGAGCAGCUACCUGACGAUGGUGAAAAGGCACUCUCAACUGCUCCGCAAGCUUCCCAACUGAGCAGUCUUCCAAUUUUGACUACGACGGACGAGCCCUCGUGGCAGAUUCGAAUUCUGGAACGGCUAUCUAGAGAGCUUGGGCUUCUUGUCAACCAACUGUCAACACAUCCUGGGGCAUUUUCGACAUAUUCCAGGUUACAGCACUCAGCGCUUCCGUAUGCUGGCCUCCCAGUCAUUCCAGAGUGUAGUGACGUUACCACCGGCCCGGCGACAGAAGCAGAGAAAGCUAGCCAGGCGCCUUUCCCGGAUUUUCAGCCUACCAUGCACCAACGUCCGCAGCCAAUUGGCAUCCCGAGUCGGAGACAGACGACUGACGGCUCUGGUAACGGUGUUGACGCGACUGACACCGAUUUUACCAAAGAGGAGUGGGAGAGAAGUCUGGACAUCAAGCUGGUAUUCCGCUACCUCGUUUCGCGUUUCGCUUCCCGCUCGGGCAACUCCCCCACUGCUGGUAAUACUUCACACCAUGGUGCGCAGACUCAACAAGAUACGGCAGCCAAAGUAGCUCGCGUUCGUCAACACCACCCCCUCAUCGCCCGCACGCGGCAGCUUGAGCGUCGGUCUUUCAAGGCCGUAGCGCCCAACAGCCCGGUCAUGCUGCGCCACCACAGCAGUUGCGCGAGCCAAAGCACCAGACGGUCAGCUCGGAGAAGUAGCUGUUCAUCAAGGCACUAUUGGGAUCUCGGUGGCUCCCUCGGCACUGGUUCGGUCAUUGCCUCCAACGGCCCCAUGGGAAGCUGGGGUGAAGUGUAG
This is a messenger RNA of Metarhizium album ARSEF 1941, 1683 nucleotides long. RefSeq lists its product as uncharacterized. Lineage: Eukaryota; Fungi; Ascomycota; Sordariomycetes; Hypocreales; Clavicipitaceae. Bases 1 to 1683 code for a protein of 560 amino acids. The record is from RefSeq and is a predicted model, not a curated record. The transcript has a single exon.